AAAUGCCCUUCCUUUGUGGUUGUGGACAGACCAGUGUCCCCUAUUUCGCACAGAGCUAACUGGGUUGUUGUGAUCGGGGAUGGAAUUUUGUCACUCAGACUCACGCAUUUGCAGCCUGGAGUCGUCACUCAGCAUAUCUUAGCGUCCUAUCCCGUCUUUAGGCGCUCAACCAUUUCUCAGCUCCGAAUGCCCGCUUUGCGACACUCAGAUCAGCCGUCUCUUCCGUCGCGCUCUCGCCUCCUCUCCAGUCACCAAGACUGUACCCAGCUAACCGUGGCAUCAGUAUCCUUUGAUACCCCUCUCUUCGCCGACUGCGCAUAUCUCGGUCUAUCACGGGCCAUUUUUGGCUCCUUGUGCCCUUUGAGAGGGAUCUGCCUUGCGUCGUCAUCAUGUCUCUUGAACGUGCUCAUCCUCAUUGUCAAUUCCCUCACUAGGCAAAUCAACGAUAUACUCAAUAGUCAACCUAUUCACGACAAAGAUGUCAGGACGAAUCGAUUCUCCGGUCAUACGUGACUUGGACAUAGAUCUUACCAUCUCGCUGCGACAGGGGGAGGAAACCGUCGGAUGGAGGCCUUCGAGUGAGGUAGACUGGCCUAGAACAAACGGUGUGCUCGAUAGCGCCCUCAGUGACUUUACGCAUAGUCUCGGGGACAAGUUGAAAGAAUGGAUGGCGACCCAGCGGCUCAGCGUGGAUUCGGCUGCUGCAAGCACAGACCGACGAAUCAUCUUUCGUGCUCGAGAUGCAGCGGACUCUGGCUCAGAGUCGGAUGCUCCUUCGUCAAGUGGAGCCUCGGAGGCACCGAGGGGAAGAUCGCGAGCGGUGUUAUCCUCUCCAGAGGAUUCGGAUGAGGAUGCCAACAGUGAUGGCGAGAGCUUGAGAGGACUCAAGACACUCGGUCUAGGUCAUAAUUGGUUCUACCACUCUUUUCAAAGACCAGCAAUGCCGAUCAAUGGAUUCAAUGCCGAAGCCCUGAACAUCAAUGUCCAACUCUCCCUUGAUCCAGGGACUGCAUUGCUUACAUGGCAGCUUCAGCAUGGCACAGACUGGGACAAGGUCAGUGAAGGCCUCACUGACGCCCUGGGCACAUUUAUAAGCUCCGUGGCCAGUGAUCUUCAGACCAGUCUGGAAACUCAUCGUCCCUCCCUCGACACGGAGGCCAGCAAGACCAACCAGACCAUUGUUCUGCACUCUACCGUGUUCAAGGACUGACUCGACAGUCAGGCCUCGAGAGCGGCACCGAGGUGAUUAUGGAGACAGUGGGAUGAGCGAGUCUUGUCUCUCAGCUUUUCCAGAUGAUCCCGAGAUAUGGGAGCAGAUAG
This is a messenger RNA of Kockovaella imperatae, 1320 nucleotides long. RefSeq lists its product as hypothetical. The record is from RefSeq and is a predicted model, not a curated record. Lineage: Eukaryota; Fungi; Basidiomycota; Tremellomycetes; Tremellales; Cuniculitremaceae. The transcript is spliced from 5 exons. Bases 479 to 1210 code for a protein of 243 amino acids.